This is a messenger RNA of Aphanomyces invadans, 3526 nucleotides long. RefSeq lists its product as hypothetical. The record is from RefSeq and is a predicted model, not a curated record. NCBI's taxonomy places the organism in Eukaryota, Oomycota, Saprolegniomycetes, Saprolegniales, Verrucalvaceae. The transcript is spliced from 5 exons. Bases 37 to 3342 code for a protein of 1101 amino acids.
GUUAUUGCGGUUGCAGGAACAGCUCGUCCGGCGCCGAUGUCCAACGCGAUCGCCGUGUGCGACGCCGCGGGAACCAACACGACGCACUCGUGCCGGCGGGCCUUUUGGCACGACGCCAGUUGCGGCAUUGCGUACCUCGACUACGCCCUGCCCGCGAUUCCGUGGCUCGUUUUCAUUGUGUUGUCCGUCGCGUUUGCAUGGUACACCAACGUGUGGGCCGAGUUCCAUCAAGGCAUUGACGACCUCCAUGACAUUCCAGCACAGGCCCUCGGCAUCGUCGUGGCCAGGCAGAAGCGCCAGCUCCUCGGCCGCAAGAUUCCUGACCCACGGCGAAUAUUCAUGCUGAUCGCCAUGUGGGCAGAACUUCCUGGCUUUAGCUACCUCCCCAUGGAGCUCCUGUACUACCAGCGCUACGGCACGUACAUGUUUGUGUCGGUCGCGAUCAUCCAGGCCAUAAAAUUCAUCGCGGCCGCGAUCUUGCUCUGCGUCAUCGUCAUCACGACGCUUCACAAACGGCUGACGCCCGUCCGUGUCAAGCUUCUGUACCCGCUCGUGUUUGAUGCGCUGUUUGUCGUGUUUCUGUACGCGAUUGUCGAUGUUCUGACGUGCGCCGAGCCGGUGGAUCGCAUGAUGCUGGUGGGAGGCACGUCGACGUGUGCAUGCCACGACCGCGUCUGGCUGGUCGCGGCGCUCGCUUCGUUUGUAUUUGCCGCCAUCUACGUCGGCGCGUUGGCAUACCGAAUACACUUGAGCGAGGACGUGUUUGGCGUGCGGUUCCGGUACCCCAUGUCGUUUUCGUUCCUGAUGACGGUUGUCCGCACGGGGACGUGCUUGCUGUACAUGACCAUCACCAAGCUGCUCGAGUCGACGCAUUCGGUCGCGACGAUCAGCAUCACGUCCAUGUCCAUCUACUUUGCGAUCUUUGCCUUCCUCCUCCGCUACAACUACCGCCUCCAGCCGUGCCUUGGCUCGGGGCUCUUUCCCAACAACCUCCGCGCUGUUUCGUUCGCCACGUCGUGCUGGACAUCGCUAGCUGUGAUUCUCACGACGCAUGGCCCCAACACCGUCCCGAUCAUAUUCGUGGCGCUGUACCCAUUCGGCGUCGGCUUCCUCUGGUGGCUUAACUCGGGCCGCGCCCGGCAGUACCACAUCCAGAACCAGUCCCUAACGGACGCGCUGACGGACCCGAACCUGCGCGUUCGGACGGUCGCGAUCGUCAGCAUCACGCUCGAGGAUCACUCGCGGUGGAAAGCCGACGAAAUCAUGCGGGUGCUCCAGCACCUCCAAGUAUCGCUCGCCAUGCCGGGGGUCGCCGAGGACGGUCUUCUCGUCGCCUAUGCGUGCCAAGCGGUAUGGCAUCUCUGCUGCCAGCACUACACCCUGAGUGAAGCGAUGGUGGAAAAGCCUGGCGCUGCCACGACCGAGUUGGCCCCGUUCAACUUGUGGGCCGUCCAUCGACACCAGCCAAGUGCGCUCUUGAUGAAGUCACGUCACAGCAACGCAGGCGCCGGUACCCGGCUCCAGGAGCUCGUCGACCGCAAAGCCGAAACAAACACGCGGUCCGGCAUUACGACCGUCGCCCCGGUCGUCGUCGGCAACGACAGCUUCAAUGCCCUCCGGAACACCCAGUUGCUCAAGCAAUGCCUCGAAAUUGUCCUCCAGCGCGCCACGUCGAUGCUGGCGCUGCCGUUCCCCAAAGCGUGCAACAUCGUGGCCAAGCUGCUCCAGGAAAUGUACCUGGCCCAGAACGUCCAGCUCACUCUCGGCACGUGGCUGAGUGUUGUGUGCACACUCUGCAGCAACUACAACCAGGAGGUCGCCGCUCAAGCCGCCACGUCCCUCUGCGCCACGAUGAUGCAGUUCGACAUGGCGGUCGUGCUGCCGCUCCUGUGCGAUUCAACCAAGCUCACGGCGAUUUCGCAGUUGCUCGUGGCUCCAAAUGCGUUGCUGCCGCUGGAACUGCUCCGGGACCGCGUCGUCGCCUUUGUUCUCGCGCGCGCCGCGGCCCAAAUCACCCGGACCGCACCUGCCCGGGACCCGAUCCUCAUGUACACGCCAACGUUUGUCGCCAACUUGACGACGGCGUGGCGGCGUUGGCAGGGCGAAUACUCCAUGACCCUCGCGUUGGAAUCAGUGCUCGCGCUCAUGCAGAAAGCGCAGGUUACGUGGCGCUCCAUGGCGAAGCGCAAGUCCAACAAGCAGCAAGAAAACGAAUCGUCAGGAAUGAGCGGCCACUCGGACGCCGCGCCACCAGAGGCUACGCCGCGGGGGUUGACCGUGCAGCCCGUCGUCACCGGCGCAGUAGUCCGCCGUGCUUUGACCAGGCGUGCCAACUCGUCCAAAGCAUUGCAUUCCAUUCCCCCCAAGGUCCGCGCGCCAUCGACCAAUGCGUUGCCGUCACCUUCGCGGCAUCCCAACCACCAACGUCCCGAUCGCCCCAAUCUUCCCGCCCAUAAAGUCCACCCGCGCCGGACCAAAGUGCUCUUGAUCCAGAACGACCCAUCGAGGCAACAGCCAGGUCGCCGGCGCAGCCUCGACGCGAAACCUUCCCGAAAGAUGUCCAAGACGCACGCUAACGCUGGACCUUCGUCCCAACUGACCAAGCUCAAAUCGCAGCACUCGCUCAUGCGGGGGCUGUCUCUGAUCUUUGACGCCCGCCACGGCCGAUCCCGCAGCUUCGACCACCGUCGCCAAUCCCGCCACAACAGCGUGCACACCGUGGUCAAGAACCUCCGCACCAAGAGCCUGAGCGGCGACUCGUUCAUCCGAAACUUGAACCCACUCGCCAAGGGCGGCGCCACCCACGAUCUCGUCCCGCCGUCGAUUUGGCGAGAUAUCAAACUCCGCCGCGCCGUCCGCCUCCAUCUUAUGACCCAAGUGUCGACGAUCUUGACCGAGGGCUUGUCCUCGAAGCUCCUCCCGCAGCUCUUCACGCCGACGACCGCGCAAGCACUCCACGCCCUCGUUUCCAUUCUCCACAGAUACCCCGUCAUGAACGACCAUCUCGCAUAUGUCCUCCAGCCCCAAGAGCUGCGGUACAUCACGUUCGUCAAGAGCUGGCAGGAAGCGCGAUCGAAUCCCGCGCCAGCGCUAAUCAAGCCUCGGCUCUGGACGACCGUCUCGAGCCACGUUGCUCUCUUGGUGGACAGGUCGCCGUGGCCCGGCCACGUUCCGCCCAAGAACAACGCGAUGGGCAAAGCCGUCCCGCCAAAGGCCGUGGCCAAGCCCCGCGCGCCAUCCAUGGCAACGCUGCAGUUUUCCGGCCUCAACUUUGUCACGGAGCGUCGACGGCGUCAUCGAUCUCCGGCGCGGCAUUCGACGGGACGGCGGCCUGGGACGUAGCUCGCGCGAUGUCCCUUUACUCCAUGGAAACUUGUCUCCAACACUUGUCAAUCGCCGCCGCGUCCACAUCGCAUGGCCGCAGGUCGUGCCACGUGUGGCCAGCCCUGGACGUGUUUGUUUUCAAAACGUGGCUACGUUUUGAACCGACUGCUCUUCCAUCGCGCCUGCCUAGGCUGUAGCCAAG